AUGACCAGCCCCUCCAGGAGUAUCGACCACGUCUACGAGAGCCCGGCUCACAAGCCAGAGACGCCCAGGUACCGCAGCUGGAGCAGCUUCCGCUUCUCACGAUGGAGAAGUGGCUCCCAGAGGACCACCCCCCCUGGCACCCCUUCCCCAAAGGUAGACAAGAAGGGCGAUGUGAGCAACACUCUCUUCACCCUGGUCAAGACCCACAAUGAAGACUACACGGCCGACCCCGAUGGCCUGGAGGACACCAACGAUGAGGGGGACGGAGGCAGCGAGGUGCUCCCGCAGGUCGAGUACAAUUACUUCCAGAAGCAGUUUGGCUCCUUGCUGCAGCCCGGGGUCAACAAGUUCUCCCUGCGCAUGUUUGGCAGCCAUAAGGGUGUCGCUGCAGAGCAGGCCAGGGUCCAGAGCUUCGGCGUGUGGAUCAUCCACCCCUACAGUAACUUCAGGUUCUCCUGGGACAUCGUGAUGCUCCUGCUGAUGAUGAGUAAUCUGGUGAUUCUACCGUGGGGAAUCACCUUCUUUGAGGACCAGAACACCCCCCCCUGGAUCACCUUUAACGUCCUGUCUGACACUCUCUUCCUCAUGGACUUGGUUUUCAACUUCCGCACCGGCAUCCUGGAAGGGGACAGCCACGUCAUCCUGGACCCCAAAGAGAUCCGCAGGCACUACCUCCGCACAUGGUUCAUGGUGGACUUCAUCUCCUCCAUCCCCGUCGACUACAUCUUCCUCAUCGUCGACCUGGAGUCCCGGCACGACUCGUCUGACGUGUACCGCACUGCCCGCGCACUACGGAUCGUGCGCUUCACCAAGAUCCUGAGUCUGCUGCGUCUUCUGCGACUGUCUCGCCUCAUCCGGUACAUUCACCAGUGGGAAGAGCUUUUCCAUAUGACGUAUGACCUGGCCAGUGCAGUGGUGCGCAUAGUGAACUUGAUUGGCAUGAUGCUGCUGUUGUGUCACUGGGAUGGCUGCUUGACCUUCAUGGUGCCGAUGCUGCAGGACUUUCCUCCAGACUGCUGGGUAGCCAAGAACAACAUGGUGAAUGCUACAUGGCACACACAGUACUCCUACUCCCUGUUUAUGGCCAUGAGUCACAUGCUGUGUAUAGGAUACGGCGCCCACCCUCCGGAGGGCCUGAGCGAUGUGUGGCUCACCAUGGUCAGCAUGGUUGUGGGGGCCACCUGCUACGCCUUGUUCCUCGGACACGCCACGACCCUGGUUCAGUCUUUGGAUGCGUCACAUCGUCAGUAUCAAGAGAAGUAUAAGCAAGUGGAGCAGUACAUGUCGUUCCAUAAACUGCCAGCGGACGUGAGGCAGAGGAUCCAUGAUUAUUACGAGCAGCGAUUCCAGGGCAAGAUGUUUGACGAGGACAGCAUCCUCGGAGAGCUCAGUGAUCCGCUCAAGGAGGAGAUAGUCAGCUAUAACUGCCGUGGGCUGGUGGCCAACAUGCCGCUGUUUGCCAACACUGACCCUCAUUUUGUGACAGUGAUCCUGACCAAGCUGCGUUUUGAGGUCUUCCAACCUGCAGACUUGAUCAUACGAGAAGGGACCCUGGGUCGGAAAAUGUACUUCAUCCAGCACGGCGCCGUCACUGUCCUCCCGCGUGGCAGCAAGGAGAUUAUGCUCAGCGAUGGAGCCUACUUUGGGGAGAUCUGCCUUCUCACCCAGGGCCGACGCACAGCCAGCGUGAGGGCCGACACAUACUGCCGUCUUUACUCCCUGAGCGUGGAGAGUUUCAACGAGGUGCUGGAGGAACAUCCUCUGAUGAGGAGGGCCUUCGAGAGCGUAGCUGUCGACCGACUGGGGCGAGUCUCCCGCAGACCCAGUUACCAGCCUCCCCCAGCAGAAUGA
This is a messenger RNA of Limanda limanda (common dab), 1851 nucleotides long. It is a transcript of the gene hcn3, whose product is annotated as hyperpolarization activated cyclic nucleotide-gated potassium channel 3. The record is from RefSeq and is a predicted model, not a curated record. Bases 1 to 1851 code for a protein of 616 amino acids. Gene Ontology annotation, biological process: potassium ion transport; transmembrane transport. Gene Ontology annotation, cellular component: membrane. Gene Ontology annotation, molecular function: voltage-gated potassium channel activity. The transcript has 7 exons. Lineage: Eukaryota; Metazoa; Chordata; Actinopteri; Pleuronectiformes; Pleuronectidae.